This is a messenger RNA of Salarias fasciatus (jewelled blenny), 3441 nucleotides long. RefSeq names its product unconventional myosin-Ic. Bases 151 to 3228 code for a protein of 1025 amino acids. The transcript is spliced from 32 exons. The record is from RefSeq and is a predicted model, not a curated record. NCBI's taxonomy places the organism in Eukaryota, Metazoa, Chordata, Actinopteri, Blenniiformes, Blenniidae. Gene Ontology annotation, biological process: actin filament-based movement; actin filament organization; endocytosis. Gene Ontology annotation, cellular component: myosin complex; plasma membrane; actin cytoskeleton. Gene Ontology annotation, molecular function: actin filament binding; microfilament motor activity; ATP binding.
CGAGACACCCGGCAGGACACACACGCUUCCUGCAGACACACGCACGCUCACGCGCUGAGUCUCCCCGCGGAGCUGCUCGGAUACAAAUCUCACGCGCCGUCUUUGACCUCGUCUCUUCUUCAGGUGGUGGCCACUGACGGGGUCCGGGCUAUGAUGGAGUCGGCCCUGACAGCCAGAGACCGGGUGGGGGUGCAGGACUUUGUCCUGCUGGAGAACUACACCAGCGAAGCAGCCUUCAUCGAGAACCUGCGCAAACGCUUCAAAGAGAACCUCAUCUACACGUACAUUGGUUCGGUGCUGGUGUCCGUUAACCCGUACAAAGACCUUGAGAUCUACACCAAGAACCACAUGGAGCGAUACCGAGGGGUCAACUUCUACGAGGUGUCACCACACAUCUACGCUGUGGCCGAUAACGCGUACCGCUCCAUGAGGACGGAGAGGAAGGACCAGUGCAUCCUGAUCUCGGGGGAGAGCGGCGCCGGGAAGACGGAGGCGUCCAAGAAGAUCCUGCAGUACUACGCCGUCACCUGUCCGGCCAGCGAUCAGGUGCAGACAGUCAAAGACCGCCUGCUGCAGUCCAACCCCGUGCUGGAGGCCUUCGGUAAUGCCAAGACGUUGCGUAACGACAACUCGAGCCGUUUUGGAAAGUACAUGGACAUUCAGUUCGACUUCAAGGGCGCCCCGGUGGGAGGACACAUCAUCAACUACCUCCUGGAGAAGUCCCGCGUGGUCCACCAGAACCACGGCGAGAGGAACUUCCACAUCUUCUACCAGCUGAUCGAGGGCGGCGAGGAGGACCUGCUGAGGCGCCUGGGCCUGGAGAGGAACCCGCAGCAGUACCAGUACCUGGUCAAGGGAAACUGCCCCAAAGUGAGCUCCAUCAACGACCGCAGCGACUGGAAGGUGGUGAGGAAGGCCCUGUCUGUCAUCGGCUUCAACGAGGACGACGUGGAGGAGCUGCUGAACAUAAUUGCCAGCGUGCUCCACCUGGGCAACGUGCAGUACGGCGGCGAGGAUGGCACGGCCUGCAUCACCUCCGACACGCAGAUAAAGUACCUGGCCAGGUUGUUAGGAGUGAAUGGGAGCGUGCUGACGGAGGCACUCACACACAAGAAGAUUAUCGCCAAGGGAGAGGAGCUAAUGAGCCCGUUGAACCUCGAGCAGGCGUCAUCGGCUCGGGAUGCUCUGUCCAAGGCGGUGUACGGACGCACCUUCACCUGGCUGGUGAACAAGAUCAACACUUCGUUGGCGUAUAAGGAUGACUCCCAGAAGAGUUACUCGGUCAUCGGCCUGCUGGACAUCUACGGCUUUGAGGUCUUCCAGAACAACAGCUUUGAGCAGUUCUGCAUCAACUACUGUAACGAGAAGCUGCAGCAGCUCUUCAUCGAGCUCACGCUCAAAUCUGAGCAGGACGAGUACGAAGCCGAGGGCAUCACGUGGGAACCGGUUCAAUACUUCAACAACAAGAUCAUCUGCGACCUGGUGGAGGAGAAGUUCAAAGGCAUCAUCUCCAUCCUGGAUGAGGAGUGUCUUCGACCCGGGGACGCCAGCGAUUUCACCUUCCUGGAGAAGCUGGAGAGCACCGUGGGAGGACACCCGCACUUUGUCACUCACAAGCUGGCAGAUCCAAAGACCCGGAAGGUGAUGGGCCGAGAGGAGUUCAGGCUGCUGCACUACGCUGGAGAGGUCAACUACAACGUCAACGGUUUUCUGGACAAGAACAACGACUUGCUCUUCAGAAACCUGAAAGAGGUGAUGUGCAUGUCUGAGAACAAGAUCCUGACGCAGUGCUUCGACCGAGAGGAGCUGAGUGACAAGAAGCGGCCGGACACGGCAGCCACGCAGUUCAAGUCCAGUCUGGCGAAGCUCAUGGAGAUCCUCAUGUCCAAGGAGCCGUCCUACGUGCGAUGCAUCAAGCCCAACGACUCCAAGCAGUCAGGGCGGUUCGACGACGUUCUGAUCCGCCACCAGGUGAAGUACCUGGGCCUGAUGGAGAACCUGCGGGUGAGGAGAGCCGGCUUCGCCUACAGGCGGCGCUACGAGGUCUUCCUCCAGAGGUAUAAGUCCCUGUGUCCGGAGACGUGGCCUAACUGGCAGGGGAGGCUGGCGGAGGGAGUGUCCACUCUGGUGAAACACAUGGGAUACAAACCUGAGGAGUAUAAAAUGGGCAGAUCCAAAAUCUUCAUCCGCUUCCCAAAGACUCUGUUUGCCACCGAGGACGCUCUGGAGACCAGGAAACACAGUCUGGCCACCAAGCUGCAGGCGGGAUGGAAAGGAUACAUCCAGAGGACCAAAUACAAAAAGCUCCGGUCAGCAGUAAUCACCAUCCAGGCCUGGUGGAGAGGCAUCCUCGCCCGGAGGAGAGCCCAGCGCAGACGGCAGGCGGCUAACACCAUCCGCAGGUUUAUCAAAGGCUUCAUCUAUCGCCAUAAGGAGCGCUGCCCGGAGAACGAGUACUUCCUGGAUUACGUGCGAUACUCUUUCCUCAUGAACCUGCACAGGAAUCUGCCGAAGAACGUCCUGGAUAAGAGCUGGCCCACGCCCCCGGCCGCGCUCACCGAGGCGUCCGAGCAUCUCCGCAAGCUGUGCAUGCAGAACAUGGUGUGGAAGUACUGUAAGAAGAUCAGCCCGGAGUGGAAGCACCAGAUGGAGCAGAAGGUGGUCGCCAGCGAGAUCUUCAAGGACAAGAAGGACAACUACCCGCAGAGCGUGCCCAAACUCUUCGUCAGCACCAGGCUCAACGGCGAGGACAUCAACCCCAAGGUGGCUCAAGCUCUGGGCAGCGAGAAGAUGAAGUACGCCGUUCCCGUCACCAAAUACGACAGGAAGGGCUACAAAGCCCGACCGCGACAGCUGCUGCUCACCGGGAACGCCGUGGUCAUCGCAGAGGAGGGAAAACUCAAGCAGCGCAUCGACUACUCCGCGCUCAAAGGCAUCUCGGUGAGCUCCCUGAGCGAUGGCGUAUUCGUCCUGCACGUUCCCAGUGACGACAACAAGCAGAAGGGAGAUGUGGUUCUGCAGAGCGACCACGUCAUCGAGACUUUGACCAAAGUCGCCAUCUGUGCUGACAAAGUCAACAGCAUCAACAUCAACCAGGGCAGUAUAAAGUUUACAGCAGGGCACGGGAAGGAAGGGAUCAUCGACUUCACACCCGGAUCAGAACUGCUGGUGGCCAAGGCCAAGAACGGACACUUGGCUGUGACGGCUCCCAGACUCAACUCCAGAUGAUGGCCACAAUGACCCCCGACCCGCUCCGGACCCCCUCCGGACUCCCCUGACCACUCCCAUCCUCCAAUCACACGACCGCAGACCCGCUCUGCCUAAGCCAAUCAGACGCCAGCUGUCACUACCUGUGUGACAUGUGCUUCCAAUUAAAAAAAAAAAAGAAAGAAAAGAAAAAACACACAAAAAAAAAUACAAAGAAAAAUCCAGCAAACUAAU